UGCCGCGAAAACGUCUAACAUUUUUUUAGGUUUUUAUCACACAGAAAUUUCCGAGCCUAAGUUCUUUGUAUAAUUUCGCUUCCAAAAAGGGCUCAAAUCGCUAGAAAUUGUGCUUCGCUCGGUAGCUUGCAAGUGCGCGCGUGCGGGAACAUUGUCAUCGGUGCCGUUUAGCGAUGCGCUCGGGCAUGAAAACGGCGCACAACUUUUGCUGAAAAGUUUCACUUUAGAGGCAGGUUCCAUUGCUGCUGCUGCCUCUUGCUGCACUUUCCCGUGCCGUGUCGUUGUCCCGUCCGUCGUCGUCGUCGUCGUUGAAUCGCGAUCAUUUAUCAUCACCCGUCGUCGUCUUCAUCGCUUCGCAAGUGCAUUUGAAGGCAAGGGAGCAAAAAGAAAGAUAAAAAAAAGUCCGUUCAAUAACAAAGGGAAAAGGGCCCAAGCCGGAAGGUUCCCUCGCUGCUCCCACCUCGGUUCCGUUCCGUCCGUCGAUGCAUUGAACAAUGUCGAAGAACAAAAUCGCCACCUCCAAGCUCGAGAGCGAUCACAUCGAGGUCAAGUCCAAGUUUGAUGCCGAGUUCCGGCGGUGGUCGCUGAAGCGAUCCGAGCAGCACAGCUUCGACGAGUUCCAGUCGCUGCUCGAGCGCCUGCACAAGCUGGACCGGUCCCAGCUGCUGGUGUCGUACAUCGACCCGCGGGACAACGAUCUGCUGCCGAUCAACAACGAUGACAACUUUGGCCGGGCGCUGACCACGGCCCGCCCCCUGCUGCGUGUCAUCAUCCAGCGGAAAGGCGACAGCACAGAGGAAAUCACCGGCUACGGCACGAUAAGACCGCGCAACCUGAUCAGCAGCAUCCUCGGCCAGACGCCGGUCAAAUCGCGCGGGCUGGCCAUCUCCAAUCCGCAUGACUUUCGCCAGGUCUCCGCGAUCAUCGACGUCGACAUUGUUCCGGAAACUUGCAGACGCGUUCGGCUGCUAAAGCAUGGCAGCGACAAACCGCUCGGGUUCUACAUUCGUGACGGAACAUCGGUGCGCGUGACGGCCAACGGGCUGGAGAAGCAGCCGGGCAUUUUCAUCUCCCGCCUGGUCCCGGGAGGGUUGGCCGAGAGUACAGGCCUGCUGGCCGUCAACGACGAGGUGCUAGAGGUGAACGGAAUCGAGGUGAACGGCAAAACGCUGGACCAGGUCACGGACAUGAUGGUGGCCAACAGCUCGAACCUGAUCAUCACGGUAAAGCCGGCGAACCAGCGGACACUGGCGCCACCGCGGCGUGGCUCGUUCUCGCGCAACAGUCAACUGUCGGGUGGGUCGCACCAGUCGCACCAAACGACCAACUCGGACGACCAGGAUCAGGACGACCAGGACGAGAUCCGCGAUCUGACGGGGGCCGCCACGCUCGAGGAGAACGCCCUCAUCACGCAGCGGGACGGAGUGCUGCAUCUUUAGAGUGUACUUUAAUUAUCUUAAUUAGCACCUCCUUCCUCCUGUUUCCCCCAGAACCUUCACGAUUACGAGACAGUCGAUCAACUCCCCCUCCCAACUCGCCGCGAACGCAAUUGUGACUUCAGUAUGUUUCCAGUUUUUUUUUCUUUGAUGUGUUUUAUAAGUUUAUAUAUUAAAUUAAGAGCAAACAGUAUUUUAUAAAAAACAUUCCGUUCGUUAUAUUUUGCACACAGUGAAGAUUUGUGUUUAUACUGCGCUGCGCUAUUUACGGCAGACUAUUGUUCUGUAUUCAAUAAAGAAAAAAAAAACUUACUUUAAUGUUGUCUACACACAUAUGUUUGUUCGAUGUUUAAACGUAACUUUAUGUAGAAAGGAAGAAGAAAAAAGUAUUUGCAACAACAUUCCAUCUAUAAAUCUAAUAAGUCUGUGCACUGAUCCAAACAUUCCUUCGCUAGUAUUUCCAUUCCAUGCACGAGGUUUCUUCAGCAUUUUUGUACUUAAGAAUCGUGGUAAGCAAGUUUCGUUCCGUUUAGUGAGAUCGGUAUUAUAGAAAAGUUAGUUAUUUCAUUCCUCACAGUUCUGCAAAAGACGAGGAAAUGUGUGCUCAAUUGGCAAAGCAGAAAGAGAAAAACGCAUCAAAAUUAUGCCUUUACACAAGAUAGUAUUUUGGAUACUAGUGCCUUUUAGUAUCAAAAAAAAUAGUUUAUCAUCAAUUAGGAUCGAUUUUGAUCAAACAACCCAAAUAUGCCUUGCUAUACAAGUUCAUGAUGACGAUACAUUAAAAAAAAAACACAACAUUACUAAUCGAUAGAAACAUUUAAAAAAAAGAACGCUAGAAUUAGGCGCACGCGAUAGCAAAAACCUGCAAUAGAGCAAAUAAGUAGAUCGAGAGAGGUUACGCAAAGAGAUCACCCAACUCCACUUAAACAACAACAAAAAUUCAUGUCGAAAACAUAAACUGGGCCUUGCUAUACACACACACACAUACAUAAACAAACAAACAAAUACAGACAACCAAAAUGAAAUUAUUUAUAAACGGUGAUAACGCUGAAAAAUGCAAGUGUGAGAAAUUUACUCAAAAAAGACGCCGAUUGAAUCUGCACUUUGGGCAAAGAAAAAAAAAAUAAACCGUAAAACAUUUGCGAUGAAAAGUGAACGAAAGGGAGGGUACGUUUUACUUAAACAUUACUUAAAAAAUCUUCACAAUUUAUAUCAGUAAUUUGGAAGUAAACUUGGCGAGAAAAAAAAGUGCGGUUAAACUAUUAAAUAAUGUGUAUAACAGUUGUUUAAAGCAAAAUAUAUAACAUUUUAUAGAACGA
This is a messenger RNA of Culex quinquefasciatus (southern house mosquito), 2755 nucleotides long. It is a transcript of the gene par-6, whose product is annotated as partitioning defective 6 homolog beta. Gene Ontology annotation, molecular function: protein binding. The coding region runs from base 495 to 1439 and encodes 314 amino acids. The transcript has 5 exons. Gene Ontology annotation, biological process: centrosome cycle. NCBI's taxonomy places the organism in Eukaryota, Metazoa, Arthropoda, Insecta, Diptera, Culicidae. The record is from RefSeq and is a predicted model, not a curated record.